Messenger RNA from Cyclospora cayetanensis, 969 nucleotides. RefSeq names its product nucleolin. The record is from RefSeq and is a predicted model, not a curated record. NCBI's taxonomy places the organism in Eukaryota, Apicomplexa, Conoidasida, Eucoccidiorida, Eimeriidae. Bases 1 to 969 code for a protein of 322 amino acids. The transcript is spliced from 5 exons.
AUGCACGCCCUGCAUAAGGGGUUUUCACGUUAUUUGUUCGCGUUUUUCUACGCAGCAAAAAUCCUGAAGCCAGGCCAAACAGUGAAAGUGGCCCCUGAGGAUGGUGGGGAAAUCCUGCACAUCUCCCAGGUUUGCAUGAGCAAGCCAGUUGAUGGCAACCGCACCUACCUCAAGGUCGUCCAGGGCUCUCAGAGCUUUGCAGCCUGCGUCCUGCAGAAGGAUAAGCAGGAAUCCUGUAGCGUGGAUUUGUUCCUUUCGGCAAGGGAAGGCAUUCAGCUCGCACUUGAAGGCGGCAAGAACGAACUAAGCGUCAUUGGGUAUUUCGAGCCUGAACCCGAGUCAGAGAGUGAUGGAGAUGAUGAUGAUAUGGCUGGGUUUGGCGAAGACAGCGAGGAGGAGAGCGAAGAUGUAUCAGAUGAUGAGACCCAGGGAAUGAGCGCUCCAGUGGUGAGAGACGGCCGUAUUGAGGAUCUCGACGCUCAGGAAGAAGAGGCCAAUAAAAAGUCUAAGGGAGCGAACAAGAAGGCUCAGGCACUGAAGGCCCUUCAGGCGGCCGCAGCAAACGAUGAUGAAGAUGAUGAGGAUGAUGAGGACGAUGAUGACGAUGAUGACGAGGAAGAUGAUGACGAGGAGGAGGGGGGUUCUGGGGAUGAUGACGAAGGAUCUGACGAAGAAGAAUCAGAGCCCGAGCCCGCACCGGCUGCUCAAGAGAAUAAGCGCAAGGGCCAACAACAGCAACAGCAAAAUAAAAAAGCCAAAACUCAAGCGGGCGAUGCGGGUUCCAGCAAGGGUGACGAGGCAACCUACAAGAAUGCGUUGGUCGAGUUCUUGAAAAAGAACGGGCCCACCCCCCUGGCUUCUCUUGGUCAGAAGGUCAAGAAACCCGCCAGCCUGCCAAAGAUGGCUGCAUUCUUGAAGGCACAUGCCAACGUUUUCUCAGUAGAGGGCGGCAAGUGCUCCCUCAAGUGA